Phycomyces blakesleeanus NRRL 1555(-) is the source of this 1792-nucleotide messenger RNA. RefSeq lists its product as hypothetical. Gene Ontology annotation, biological process: DNA-templated DNA replication. Lineage: Eukaryota; Fungi; Mucoromycota; Mucoromycetes; Mucorales; Phycomycetaceae. The record is from RefSeq and is a predicted model, not a curated record. Bases 1 to 1731 code for a protein of 576 amino acids. The transcript has 9 exons. Gene Ontology annotation, molecular function: chromatin binding.
AUGUCCAUCACCACAGACCAAGCAAUUCAGUCACCAUUGCUCCUGGUGUCAAGUCUCUUUGAGACUUUUAUCCAACAGCCGAAUGCAUCGCCAGCAGAAUUUGAUCCUUCAACAAUAUUCAGCAAACUAUUCGAGACCACAGAACAAAGAAGACAGAUUCCAUCUAUAAACGACGUUUCUGUACAACAUGUGCCUAAAAAUACUCUAGUUCGUUUUAGAUGCAUGGUUCAAGAUACAGGACUUGGUCAGGAAAUGUUCGUUACAGCUUACAACAAACAUGACCACGAGACAGGAGCAGAAAAGAUCCUGUGCUACAGAUACACGGAUGAUAGCAUGGACAUAGAGCAGAACGGCUGUAGCUUCGAUAGCGUCCCAAAUGAAUAUUUGAGUGAGAGAACCAAUGUAUAUUGUGUAUCCCCACCUGGUGAAACACCAUGGGCCAAAACAACACAUGGUAGUUUAGAUCUUAGCCAUGCCCUGAAUCAACUCAACAUUCAGGAUGCUUUAAAGGAACCUGUGAAUGGUACAUCCAAAAAGUAUCCUCUUCCUGGGCACGAGCAUGUUUCAGCACUAGUAAAAUUCUAUGAUUCAGGAGAUUCUCUUCGAGUAGGCCAGCUGAUCGAAGUCAUUGGAGUCCUCGGACACCCAGUUUCUUCAGACGGAUCCACAGAAGACUUUGAAACACACAUGGCUACUCUCACAAAUACUCCAGUUCUCCAUGCUAUCACUUACAGAUCCCUUGAAAACGGAUCUCAUGGAUUAUUUAAACCCGAAAAUCUGAUCAAUGCCUCUGUCCAGGCACGCGAUAUCAGAGCAAAGUUGGUGGAUUAUAUUGCAACGGCAUUCGGCGGUGAUAAACUGGUGGCAGAGUAUGUCGUACUGCAAUUGCUUUCAAGAGUAACCGUCAAGAAUAGAGGCGUAAAGCUUGGCCAAUUCAGUCUCAACAUUUCAAAGUUCCCAGCAUCCGAGCUUGGUUUGCAAAAUGAAAAGUCAUUGGAAAUGAAACUCGACAGCCCUGCAAGCAAGCAUGUUGCUUUUAUCCUUUCCAAUCUUACUCAAAGAUGCGUUGAGAUGCCCUUGAGCCUGGAAAUCCUUAAUAAAUCCUCUUUUAAUCCCAGAAGUGUAGACGAGCAAUUGAAUGCUGGUGUUCUUCAGCUCCCAAAUGAUACACUACUGCUGGUGGACGAGACAGUACUCUCGGAAGGAACAUUAGAUGAUACAGGUGUUCGUAACAUCCAAGCAUUGAUGAAUGUUAUUCACACCCAAAGUCUGAAUUAUAUGUUCCCUUACAGUCAAUUUGAACUCGAUACCAAUCUUGGUGUUAUUAGCUUAUCUUCUACAAAAUCAAUGCUGCCUAACCACUGCACUGUACCCCUCCAAGCCAGAUUUGCACUUACGGAUGGAAAUUUGAAGGAUACUAUGCAAUAUUCUAAUGAGACAUUAGAUAUGUUCAGGGCAUAUAUUGAAUCAGCAAAACAUGGUGAAUACGAGAUUCCAGACGAUGUUUCUGAAUAUAUUCAAGAGGAAUUUGUCAAUGAACGCAAGAGAGCUGCUGAAAAUGGUACCACACUUCCGUCUCAGGAAGACUUGAUGGCUCGUAUGAGUAUCUCUAGAUUGGUGGCUCUGUCGUUUGGGGAGCGCUACCUGACCAAAGACACAUUUAACUAUGCUGUGAGCCUUGAUGAGCAGCGUAAGGGUAGAGAUGCUGGUCAUGAGAUGCCCGGGAAGUAAAAACAAGUCACUAUAUGACAAUUCGAUAAUAAUAAAAGCGAGUAUCUCAAGUUAGCAUGCG